AUGAUUCGUCCAAGUCAUUAUUCAAAUUCAAAUUUGCUUAACGAUAAAACAUCUACAUCCUUUUCUUAUUAUCCUUUAUCAUCUCUAUCUCUCCAUCAACAUCAAUUAUCUUUUAAUGAUUUCUUAUCCUCCUCCUCCUCAUCCUCUUCUGUAAAAUAUUAUUCCUCCUCCUCUUCUUCUUCUAUACCAAAACUUGAAAGCGAUACAAAUGAAUACGAGAUUCAAAUUACCGAACGAUGUUCAAAUGAAUUAAAUAGAGUUAAAAAUGAAAUUAAAGAUGAAGAAACCAGACUUAGAGUGAUGGUAGAUACUGGUGGUUGUAGUGGUUUCCAAUAUAUCAUUAAAGUUGAUAAAAAUCUUCAAGAAGAUGAUGUAGUAUUUAUUAAAGAUGGAGCAGAAGUAAUUAUCGAUAAGAUAUCAUUGGAUAUGAUGAAGGGUUCGGUCAUUGAUUAUGAAUCUGAAUUGAUGAGAAUAAUCCAAAUACCAUAA
Molecule: messenger RNA, 489 nt
Organism: Cavenderia fasciculata
Lineage: Eukaryota; Evosea; Eumycetozoa; Acytosteliales; Cavenderiaceae
Product: HesB/YadR/YfhF domain-containing protein
Exons: 5
Coding region: 1-489 (162 amino acids)
Biological process (GO): iron-sulfur cluster assembly
Cellular component (GO): mitochondrion
Molecular function (GO): 4 iron, 4 sulfur cluster binding; 2 iron, 2 sulfur cluster binding; iron ion binding
Source: RefSeq, a predicted model, not a curated record